Messenger RNA from Zygosaccharomyces rouxii, 1314 nucleotides. It is a transcript of the gene ENO2, whose product is annotated as phosphopyruvate hydratase ENO2. NCBI's taxonomy places the organism in Eukaryota, Fungi, Ascomycota, Saccharomycetes, Saccharomycetales, Saccharomycetaceae. The record is from RefSeq and is a predicted model, not a curated record. The coding region runs from base 1 to 1314 and encodes 437 amino acids. Gene Ontology annotation, biological process: glycolytic process. The transcript has a single exon. Gene Ontology annotation, molecular function: magnesium ion binding; phosphopyruvate hydratase activity. Gene Ontology annotation, cellular component: phosphopyruvate hydratase complex.
AUGGCUAUCCAAAAGAUCUUUUCCAGACAAGUCUACGACUCCCGUGGUAACCCAACUGUUGAAGUUGACUUGACCACUGACAAGGGUACCUUCAGAUCUAUUGUCCCAUCCGGUGCUUCCACUGGUGUCCACGAAGCUCACGAAUUGAGAGACGGUGACAAAUCCAGAUGGGGUGGUAAGGGUGUCUUGAAGGCCGUUGCCAACGUUAACGAAGUUUUGGGCCCAGCUCUUAUCAAGAGUGGUGUAGACAUCACCAACCAAGAGGCUGUCGAUGAAUUGUUGAACAAGUUGGACGGUACUCCAAACAAGGGUAAGUUGGGUGCUAACGCUAUCCUAGGUGUCUCCAUGGCUGUCGCCAGAGCUGCUGCUGCUCAAAAGGGUGUCCCAUUGUACAAGCACUUGGCUGACUUGUCCCAAAGCAAGGAAGGUUCUUACGUUUUGCCAGUUCCAUUCUUGAACGUGUUGAACGGUGGUUCUCACGCUGGUGGUUCUUUGGCUCUACAAGAAUUCAUGAUUGCUCCAGUUGGUGCUAAGACCUUCUCUGAAGCUCUAGAAUUGGGUGCUGAAGUUUACCAACAAUUGAAAUCUUUGAGUAAGAAGCAAUACGGUCCAUCUGCCGGUAACGUCGGUGACGAAGGUGGUGUUGCUCCAAACAUUCAAACCGCUGAUGAAGCUCUAGACUUGAUCAUGGCUGCUAUCAAGGCUGCUGGUCACGAAGGUAAGGUCAAGAUCGGUAUGGACUGUGCUUCUUCUGAAUUCUACAAGGACGGUAAGUACGACUUGGACUUCAAGAACCCUAACAGCGACCCAUCCAAGUGGUUGUCCGGUCCACAAUUGGCUGACUUGUACCACGCUUUGAUGAAGAAAUACCCAAUUGUCUCCAUCGAAGAUCCAUUCGCUGAAGAUGACUGGGAAGCUUGGUCUCACUUCUUCAAGACCGCUGGUAUCCAAAUCGUUGCUGAUGACUUGACUGUCACCAACCCAUUGAGAAUCAAGACCGCUGUCGAAAAGAAGGCUGCUGACGGUUUGUUGUUGAAGGUUAACCAAAUUGGUACUUUGACCGAAUCCAUCAAGGCUGCUCAAGACUCUUUCGCUGCCGGCUGGGGUGUCAUGGUUUCCCACAGAUCUGGUGAAACUGAAGAUGAAUUCAUUGCUGACUUGUCUGUCGGUUUGAGAACUGGUCAAAUCAAGACUGGUGCUCCAGCUAGAUCCGAAAGAUUGGCUAAGUUGAACCAAUUGCUAAGAAUCGAAGAAGAAUUGGGUUCCAAGGCCGUUUACGCUGGUGAAAAAUUCCACCACGGUAGAGAAUUGUAA